UACCUGCAGACAGACACACAUACAAAUUAAUAAAAAUAAAAUAAGUCCCUAAAAAAAUCAAAACAAAACCUGAGAUCAGUAAUAGUAGGAUAAAGGCAUGAGAUAAAGUCAAGAAUAAAUGCUCUUGUAAUAAUACCAGUGGUAUGAGUCAGUAUAUAAGUGGCUUGUCAUUAUAGCCCUCUGCACUUAACAGACAUUUGGUUUUAGUGUGUACUUACUGUGUUUAGACAUAAAGAUUUUGCUGAAAUAUAACUAAAAGACCCAAAAGUCUAAAGUCUUCAGAUCAUAAUGUAAUGCUCCAUUAUUUCAUAUAUUGAUUCAUAACUUGAGCACAUUUCAGCUCUAACAGUUAGCAUUUUCUUUCUUUUUUCUUUUCUUGUUUUUGUUUUUUGCCUUUUUGUUUCUGGGUUUUUUGUUUGUUUUUUUUAAAUUUAUUUAUUUCAUGUAUAUGAGUACACUGUCACUGUUUCAGAUACACCAGAAGAGGGCAUCAGAUCCCAUUACAGAUGGUUGUGAGCCACCAUGUGGUUGCUGGGAACUGAACUCAGGACCUCUGGAAGAGCAGUCAGUGCUCUUAACCUCUGAGCCAUCUCUCCAGCCCUGUUUCUGGUUUUUUAAGUCAGGGUUUUUCUCUGUAGCUCUUGCUGUCCUGGAACUCACUCUGUACACCAGGUGGCCUUGAACUCACAGAGAUCCACUGCCUUUGCCUCCCAAGUUCUAGAUAGAAGGUGAACACCACCACUACCUGACUAGCAGCAUUUCCUAUCUCUUUUAAUUUAAUCAUAUUAUUUAUAUUCUCUCAGCUUAUUUUCCUAUACGGGUUAUACUAACCUACCAGUAGAAAUUUUUAGGACUAUGUGAAUUAAUUUAGAUAAAGCACCUAGCAGUAUAUUUGGAAUAUGACACAAAUUCAGCAGAAAUUAAGUAUCAUUCUGUAAAAGGAAUUAAUCCUAUUAAAUGAUUAUUAUCCUUUUAUAUUGUUUGGGAGUGUGUACACAUGCAUUUACUUUUAUAUUACAUAUUGUGCAAAUACAUAUGGUGCUGGAAUUAGACCCAGGACACAGUCUAUUACUUAGCAAUUAGUUAAUUAAUAGAUUUUUUUCUUUAAAAAAAAAGGUAUUGCAAAUUUGGUCCUACGUGAUUUAAAGAGUUUUCAAGAUCUUCAAAGAAGAUAUUUUGAUAUUGAAAACCAUCUCUAUUAAAGGCCAUUAAUAAUUUCAUAGCGAAUAUCAAGGAGUCACUGUAAUGUUGUGUUUUGUUUAGUGAGUUGUAUAAAGUGUAAUGAACAGUUGAUCCUUGUCCUCAAAUAGGUAAUGACCUCUUGGGAAAGGUCAUAACUAAAGUUGUGUAACCUAGGACUAGAUUAGUAAAGGGAUAGUUGGGCCAGUAGAUAAUUAGGAAGAACUUUCUAAAGUAAACAAACUUCUCUAACUUUUUUGAACUGCAGUAGAAAGAUUAAAAAGUAGACUUUUUCUUGAGAUGCCUCUUUGGCUGCUCCUGAUAAUAAGAACUUGUGAGUGGGAUGCAAGGGAAACUGAACUCUAGUUCAUCUGUAGAGAAACAAGGGCCAAGUUUCCAAACUGAAUACAUUUGUCAUAAAACAUUCUGAGUGCUACCUCACUCUAGCUGGAAACAAUGUUCACUUUUGAUUAUGACUAGGGAAAUACUGGUCAGCUUAAUGAAUUCAAGAUCAGCUCAACUCUAAAAAAAGAAUGGCACUUUUGUUUGGGCACUUGACAUAACGGCCAUUUUUUUUUUUUUUUUCGGAGCUGAGGACCGAACCCAGGGCCUUGCGCUUGCUAGGCAAGCGGUCUACCACUGAACUAAAUCUCCAACCCCCAUUUUUAUUCUUUCUUUCUGAACUGGAACCUCUAACCUUCACUGGCCCAGUUACAGAAUGAAUAUUUUAAAGCUGCUGCCACUAAAACUGACAAAUGGUAAUAUAGUUUGGAUGCUUCAAAAUACAGGUAAUAUUCCUGAUGUUUGAGACUCAUUGAUUUCUCCGCCACACAGGAGAAAAAGUUAUACCUUGUGAUUAUUAACAUGAACAUGCCCCACCCUCCUAAAGUUUACUUCUUUCUACAACAUUCAGCUAAACUGUGAGAUUUAGGAAUUUGUUGUUUUGAGGUAGGAUCUCACUAUGUACCCCAGGCUGGCCUGGAACUUGAAUUCUAACCCCCUCAGCCUCUGAGUACUGUGUGCACAGGUUUGUGCCUUUGUGCCUAGCUUGAGGUUUUGUUUUUGUUUUUAAUGUUCUGUUCAUUAUUAGUUAUCGAAGUCUCUGAAAUACCUUUUUCUAUUUUUUGCUUGUUUCUUAAUAGUAUUUUCAUUUCUUUCUAGGCCCUUGUGGUCCCAAACCUGUAAUGCCUCCAUAGAUAUUAAUCUGUUCUACUUAACAAAGUUAUUUAUAUUGUGAACCUAACACUGUAGGCUUAACUACUGCACACUGAGCCUUCCUGUGUGUUGGUAUUAGGUGAUAAUAGUCUGCACCACUUUGAAUAGAAGAGAAAUAGGAUGUGGAUGUUGCUGCCUAAUGCCAGGGAAUUCAAACAGGAAGGAAGUAUUUGAUGAAGCAGUGUGAGUGUUAUAUAUAGAAGUACUGUGCUGAGGGCCUUAGAGACAACUCUUUUCUCAAAGUGGACAGACAAGGGCCUCUCAGAACUAGAGAGCUAGGCUGACUAGAAUGCAGUGUUCUAGAAUAGUGUAAUGUGUGAGGAGCUUAGAGCAAGUAGAUGCAUUGCGUAUCCGUCACAGAGGAAUAAGAAUAACAUCUGGACUCUUGAUACUCUGUGAAAAAUUAAGAUGAUGAAUUUUGUGCUUCAAAAUCUAGAUUGAGAUGCUAGGCAUAAUGAUGUAAGCACGUCUUUAAUGCCAGUGCUCAGGAGGCAAAGGUAGGUGAAUCUCUGAGUUCUAGACCAGCCUGGGCUACAUAGAGAGACCUCGCCUCAAAAAAAGAAAAUCUAGAUUUGACCAGGAAAAGUUGGUUGUCUUACUUGACUAUGUGGAACUGUUGACUAUACAAAAUUCAGCUUGGAUUUCCUAACAUAAAGAGUUUAUAGAGUUGGGGAUUUAGCUCAGUGGUAGAGCGCUUGCCUAGCAAGCGCAAGGCCCUGGGUCGGUCCCCAGCUCCGGGAAAAAAAAAAAAAGAGUUUAUAGAACUGUUUCUCAAAGACAGAGUUGAUAUACCUAUUGUCCCCAGCUCCGGGGGGUGGGGUGGGGGGAGUUUAUAGAACUGUUUCUCAAAGACAGAGUUGAUAUACCUAUUGACCUGAUAGAAGAUGGGUUUAUAAAAGGAGAGUACCAGUUACUUUUAGUGGAUAGUAGACUAGAAUUAUGGUGUAGGUUUGGCUAAUUCAUCCUUCCCAUUUUUCACAGUGUUGUGGAUUGAACCCAGGGUUUCACAUGUGGCGAGGUCUGCCAAAAUGUCUGAAAGAUCAGAUCUCCUUCACUUCAAGUUUGAAAAUUAUGGAGAUUCAAUGUUACAAAAAAUGAACAAAUUAAGAGAAGAGAAUAAAUUUUGUGAUGUUACAGUUCUCAUAGAUGAUGUUGAGGUGCAGGGGCAUAAAAUUGUUUUUGCUGCAGGUUCCCCCUUCUUAAGAGACCAAUUUUUACUGAAUGAUUCCCGAGAGGUGAAAAUCUCCAUAUUACAGAGUUCUGAAGUGGGGAGACAAUUACUCUUAUCCUGUUAUAGUGGUGUGCUGGAAUUCCCUGAGAUGGAACUGGUAAAUUACUUGACUGCUGCAAGUUUUCUUCAGAUGAGCCACAUUGUAGAACGGUGCACACAGGCGCUGUGGAAGUUUAUAAAGCCAAAACAACCAAUGGAUAGUAAAGAGGGAUCUGAACCACAGAGUGCUUCUCCCCAGUCGAAAGAACAGCAGGGAGAUGCCAGAGGCUCUCCCAAACAGGACUUACCUUGUAUUCAUCCAUCUGAAGACAGUAUGGAUAUGGAGGACAGUGAUAUUCAGAUUGUUAAGGUAGAAUCUAUUGGGGAUGUAUCAGAGGAUAGAAGUAAAAAAGAUCAGAACCAGUACAUUUCUUCUGAACCCACUGCUUUACAUUCAUCAGAGCCCCAGCACUCCCUGAUAAACUCAACUGUGGAAAACAGAGUUAAUGAACUAGACCAGAGCCAUCUCCACAAUUACGCCCUCUCUUACACAGGCAAUGAUGACAUCAUCAUGACCUCAAAAGAUGUCUUUGGGCCUAAUAUUCGAGGUGUAGACAAAGGCUUACAGUGGCAUCACCAAUGCCCAAAGUGUACCAGGGUAUUCCGUCACCUGGAGAACUACGCCAACCAUUUAAAAAUGCACAAACUCUUUAUGUGUCUACUCUGCGGCAAGACUUUCACUCAGAAAGGCAAUCUUCAUCGACACAUGCGUGUACAUGCCGGAAUUAAACCUUUCCAGUGUAAAAUCUGUGGGAAAACCUUUUCUCAGAAGUGUUCCUUACAGGACCAUCUUAACCUUCACAGUGGAGAUAAGCCCCAUAAAUGUAACUAUUGUGACAUGGUUUUUGCACAUAAGCCAGUGUUGAGGAAACACCUUAAACAGUUGCAUGGCAAAAACAGCUUUGAUAAUGCCAAUGAGAGGAGUGUGCAAGACCUCACAGUGGAUUUUGACUCUUUUGCAUGUACAACAGUCACAGACUCUAAUUGUCAGCCACAACCUGAUGCAACACAGGUCCUGGAUGCAGGUAAACUGACCCAAGCUGUCCUCAGCUUAAGGAGUGACAGUACAUGUGUAAAUUGAACAGGGCUCAGUGCUGACAGCCAGAGCUGACAGAGUAUGGCAGUAAUCUCUGAGCCUUUUUAGAAGUCACUUGGUAGUUUCUUCUACAAAGCCUCCAAGCAGGUGGUAGUGAGUGAGUUGAAGCACUAGCAGACCAGGUGCUGUGGCUUUGCUUUCCCUUGGCCCUCUCCUGGUUCUCUUUUGAGUUAUUUAACCUGUGAUGUUUGUUUUCCUUUUCGAAGGAAUAAUUCCAUUUGUCUACCUAGUGUUGAUAUAUGUCUUAGACUGACACUAUUUUACAUUUUUACCAAGCACAUUCUGAAGGUACCAACAAAUAACAUUAUCUACUUCCUACUAAUAAAUGCUGUGUUUAGGAAAGUUAAUAUUUUUCCUUGGGGGCGGGGGGAAUGAGGCUGGGAUAGGAGGUGAUAACUGCUGUUGACCUAAAUAUGUGAUGGGGUUUCUGUUUGUCUGCUGUGAUUCAGCUAAGGCUGACGAGUGAAUCUUCUCCCUGGCAUUUGUACUUUUUUGGAGCUGCUGUGGAAAAGUGUGUAGGUUUGUACUUUAAACACUAACUGCCCACUGAAAUUUCCUUAUAACCCAGAAUACAAUAUUUUCAGCAACUUCUGCAAAUAAAGUAGGAACUGCCAUGGGGAGGAUAAUCAGUAAAUGAGAGAAAUGUAAUAAAACACAGUGGGUAAAUGGAAGGCUUCCUAAGUAUUAGGACCUAACAAGAGGCCAGCUGCUUGCAUAUGUGUCCUGUUGAUGCUUUUGUAAUUGGAAGUGCUUUAGGCAUACUUAUGUGCGCUAAAGAAUAAUGGACUAUGUUGGAGUCUAAACUAUGACUAUACAUAAGAAAGGUACGUUCGGCCAUUACUUGUCCAGUAUAGAGUUAAUGUCUCUGGUCUUUUCACGUGUACCUUCAUCUUGGAAUUGAUGAAAAAAAUUAAAUGUGAUACAGAGGAACUACCAGAAAUUUUGCAUUUAGAGGUACACAGUACACUGUCCACUUUUGCUACCUGUGAUAGUUUAUCUUGAAGUAAAUUUUAGACAUUAGUUUGAGCCUGCUUCUUACCCAAGGGUUACAGUGAGGUGAUAUGAUUGCUGGAGAACUUAGAAACUCUCAGAAGAUGGCUUAUACUAUCUCUAUUUUUUAAAAUAGGGGCAUUUAGAGUCAAACAGGUAGGCUGGCCACCACUGACCCAAAUAUACCUGACUAAAUAGGAAUCAUUAUCCCCAGUACAUCUCUUCCACUAUACCUUGGCUUUAACAGAUGGGAACAGUAACACAUUAACAGAAACUUUCCCGUUUUGUUCCACUAUUGUAUAUUCAUCCCUUUGACUUAGAGACAGACAAGACUUCACCAACAUGAUGUCACAGAAGGACUUGUGAGAAUCACUUUUUAAACUUUAUUUUAUUUUGGUGGCUUGUACCUGUAAUCUCAGAAUUUACAAAGUUAGAGGAGAGUUGCCUGGGCUAUAGAGUGAGGCUGAGGCCCUCCUUCAAAAGACCUAAAUAAAUACAGUUAUUUUAUGGUAGUGGUGCUGGAAGUUGAACCCAGUGACUAUACUAUUUCUAAAUGACUGACUGUUUUGGCUAUUAAAGGAAGGGUAAGUUUGAAUAAUGUAAAAAUGGUCCAAAUAUGAAACUGAUUUUGUCUAAGAAAUGUUAUUUCCACUGGCCUUCUGUUUUUAUUUCUAAGCUAUGAGAGUACAUGGACAGAUAAUCCAAAAAUUAAAAUUAACAUAAUUGAUAUAUUUACAUAUGGCUCAGAUUUGAGGUAUAAUUUCCACUAAAUAGUUAAAUAUGAGUACAGUCAGCUAAUAUGACUGCUGGGUGCUUUAUGCCCAAAAUUAGUCAAUGAAUGGCCUAAUAAUGCUUCCUAGCAUUCUGAUUUUUUUCAUGAUUCAUUCAAAGAGCACCAAUUCUAUGCAACAAUGAGACUCUACUCAUUCAAUGGUUAAAAUAUUUUCUCUGAACAUCAUUUUAAGAUGGUGGGGUUCCAUAUGCUUUUUCUUGUCCAGUUACUGUUCAUAGUUUGAAGACUUAAAAACAGCAUGGAUUCAAAUAAUACUUGUCUCUCUGCUUGGUUGGAGGCUAUUUCUUGACUUAUUUCAGUCACUCAGAGGCGCUUUUUUUGCCCCUUUUUUAAUGCUGGAGAGUUUGAAACCAAGUCCUCAUAUAUGUUAAGCAUGCACUCUAGUACCAAGCUACUCCCACAGCCUUAAGAAAUAUUGGUAACCAACUGGAAUUUCCAGGUACUAUGUUAUAUUCUGAAAAUGGGAGGUAAUAUUGCUAUAGUCCCUGUUCUUAUAGGGCUCACAGUGUCAAGUGAUUUUAGUGAGAUGAGGUCUCGAGUUUAUGUCCUAACUAGAAUAAAUUUGCCUUUUUUUUUUCAUCAUUUAAAACAGUGUUUCUCAACCUGUAGAUCGUGACCCCUUUGGGGAGGGGUUGCCUAAACUAAGACCAUAGGAAUUUUUUGUUUACAUUAUGAUUUAUUUACAUUAUAAUUCAUAAUAGUAGCAAAAAUGAUGAAAUGAUGAAAAUAAUUUUGUUGUUGGGGUCAGUACAGCAUAAGGAACUGUAUUAAACGAUCACAGUAUUAGGAAGGUUGAGAACCACUGACUUAAAGUCGGCUUUCUUAGGGUUUUUUGUUAGUAAAAUUUUUGGUUCUAUUUGCAAGUGCAAACCACUUAACUAAUUUGUGAUCUCCAGUUCUUGGCUGGAGAGGCCUUAUUUUUGGUGAUAUAUUUAAUUUUGGUGGACUUGGGUUCUUUGCUUACAUGUUUCCCAGAUUUUAAAGCAAAGAGAAAGCACAAAUGUUUUAUUGUGGAAGAAGAAGGCUUUCUAACACUAGUGAUUAUAUGGAGCAGGGGUGAACCUUAGCUACUCGGCAUUUGGUUUGGUUUGGUUCUUUUCCUUUUCCUUUUCCUUUUCCCUUUUUUUUGAGGCAGGAUCUUACUAUGUAGCCUUUGCUGCCUCUGCUCCCCGGGCCUGGGAUCAAAGGUAUGUGCCACCAUACCAGUGUGUUAUAAGGAUUCCUAGGAAAACUUCAAAAGGAAGCUAUUGUAGCUUGUUUUUUUUUUUAAUUACUGUUAUUUAUUUAUUAUGUUAUUUAAUUAUGAAAACAAGCUCCAAACUGAAGUGGCUCUGAGGUAAAUCAGGUGUGAUUUUUGCAUUAGUUUAGAAAAUAUGUAAGUGAAAGGUGACUAAUGUUACCAUUUCUAAAAUAUUGUCCUAAACAAACAACUUAGAACAUUUUAUUUCAGCUCAUGAAUGGCUGUUCUAAAUCUGUUGUAUGUUAGACAUACUCUGAACUACCUCUUUACUUAAUGGGGAAGUUUCCUUAAUAAAAGUUUGACAAUUAACUU
Messenger RNA from Rattus norvegicus (Norway rat), 8095 nucleotides. Lineage: Eukaryota; Metazoa; Chordata; Mammalia; Rodentia; Muridae. The record is from RefSeq and is a predicted model, not a curated record.